Molecule: messenger RNA, 1575 nt
Organism: Brettanomyces nanus
Lineage: Eukaryota; Fungi; Ascomycota; Pichiomycetes; Pichiales; Pichiaceae
Gene: ACH1
Product: acetyl-CoA hydrolase
Exons: 1
Coding region: 1-1575 (524 amino acids)
Biological process (GO): acetate metabolic process
Cellular component (GO): mitochondrion
Molecular function (GO): acetyl-CoA hydrolase activity; acetate CoA-transferase activity
Source: RefSeq, a predicted model, not a curated record
AUGUCUGCAAUUCUUAAACAGAGAGUGAGAUACGCUCCAUACCUUAAAAAGCUUAGGACUGCCGAAGAGUGCGUUCCUUUCUUUAAAAACGGACAAUAUAUCGGCUGGUCCGGAUUCACUGGUGUUGGAUCGCCAAAAGCUGUUCCUACAGCUCUGGCCGACUAUGUCGAGAAAAACAAACUUCAAGGAAAGUUGGCUUUCAACUUGUUUGUUGGUGCCUCCGCAGGUCCCGAAGAAUCACGUUGGGCCGACCUAAAUAUGUUGGCUCGUAGAGCUCCCCACCAGGUUGGUAAACCGAUCAGAAAGUCUAUCAAUGAGGGUAGAACCUUGUUCGCUGACAAGCAUUUGUCAAUGUUCCCUCAAGAUUUGACCUACGGUUUCUAUACCAGACAGAAGAAGGACAACGAUUUGUUGGAUUAUAUGCUGAUAGAGGCUACUGCCAUCACAGAGGACGGUGCUAUUGUUCCAGGUCCUGCCGUUGGUGGUUCGCCCGAGAUGUUGUCUGUGGCAGACAAGAUUAUUAUUGAGGUUAACACUUCGAUUCCAUCUUUUGAGGGUAUUCAUGAUAUCGACAUGCCAAUCAACCCUCCUAACAGACCUCCUCUUCCAUAUACCCGGGUUGAUCAACGUAACGGUUUGACAGCUAUUCCCGUUGAUCCCGAGAAGGUUAUUGCCGUUGUGGAAUCCACCAUUGCAGAUAGGGUUCCCGAGCCAAACAAGCCAGACGAGAAGUCCAAGAAGAUCGCACAGAACUUGGUCGAGUUCUUUGAGCAGGAAGUUAAGGCUGGUAGAAUGCCUGAGAACUUACACCCAUUGCAAUCCGGUAUCGGUAAUGUUGGUAACGCCAUCAUUGACGGCUUAGCAGACUCCAACUUUAAGCAUAUGAAUGUGUGGACUGAGGUGAUGCAGGAUUCUUUCUUGCAAUACUUUGAGUCCGGUAAAGUGGAUUUCGCUACAUCCACUUCUGUUAGAUUGUCUCAGAAAGGAUUCAAGCAGUUCUUCGAUAACUGGGACUUAUUCUCAAAGAAGAUUUGUUUGAGAUCACAGGUUGUUUCAAAUUCUCCUGAGAUGAUUAGAAGAUUGGGUGUCAUUGCCAUGAACACUCCUGUGGAGUUCGAUAUUUAUGGUCAUGCUAAUUCCACAAACGUCAAUGGUUCGAAGAUGUUGAAUGGAUUGGGAGGCUCUGCCGAUUUCUUGAGAAACGCAAAGGUGUCCAUUAUGCACAGUCCUUCUGCUAGACCAUCUAAGACCGAUCCAACAGGUAUAUCUUCUGUUGUUCCAUUCGCUUCGCACGUUGAUCAGACUGAACAUGACGUUGAUAUCUACGUGACCGAGCAGGGCUUGGCUGAUUUGAGAGGACUCGCACCAAAGGAGAGAGCUAAGGAGAUUAUUGAGCAUUGUGCUCAUCCUGACUACAAGGCUCAGUUGCAAGAUUAUUACGACAGAGCAGUCUUCUACUGCACCAAGACAAAGGCUUUACACGAACCUCACAUUUUGAGAGAUGCUUUCAAGAUGUACUUAAACUUGGAGGACAACGGCACUAUGAAGUUGAAGUCAUGGGAUCAGAAAUUCUGA